AUUUUUAAACCAGUGGCGUGUAUUCAAUCCGCGUUCACUACUUUGCGUUGGAUCAACAAGCUGACAACACCUAUUGGACAUUUUUUCUAUCGAAGAACUACUUUGAGAUAAUUCAAAUCUAAGAUGGCGAAAUUGGAAGGUUGCGCUAACUGCGCCAAGAUCCUGCUGAUUGUCUUUAACAUCAUCUUCUUCAUUGUCGGCAUCAUCCUUUUGGCUGUUGGAAUAUGGGUAGUGACAAGCCCGUAUAAGCUUGAUGUAUUGGCCAUCUUGGACAACCCCGUUAUCUCGGGUGGGGCGUACUUCAUCAUCGCAUUAGGGGCGUUCAUCUUUGUAGUGGCGUUCCUUGGAUGCUGUGGAGCAUGGAUGGAGAACAGACUUAUGCUCGUCAUCUAUUUCAUCAUCGUUCUUGGAAUCUUCAUUGCUCAGUUCAUUGGAUGCGCUGUUAUCAUUGCAUACAAGGACACGGUUGAUAACUUUGUCACCAAUCAGCUUCAACCCACGAUGAACAAGUACGUCAGUGAAACUUCCGAUGAUAAAUAUAGCCAGGGAUGGAACUCACUCCAAGUUCUGUUGGAGUGCUGUGGUACCAACAACUACACAGACUGGGCCGAUACAUACUGGGGCGGAAACCAGACGGUCACGAUGAUUGGGGGCCAAAAUCUUGUCCCAAUGUUCCCUGCAACAUGCUGCAAGGUUGCCAACACUUCUGACAUCGUGUCUGGUAGCUACCCUACACCCUUGGACUUCGAGAAAUGUUACGGCGUGGGUACCACCUACCCCAACGAAAUGUACCUAAAUACCAAUGGCUGCUACGACUCGUUCCAAGACUGGGUUAAGAGCCACGCACUGUACAUUGGUGGUGUUGGUCUGGGAUUGGCUUUCCUUGAGAUAAUGGGCCUGGUUCUCUCCAUGUGUAUGUACCACAUACUAAAGAAACAGUAAAAACAUUGGAGUAGGAAAUGAUUUUCGCCAUGGUAUUUGCUAUAUGUGUCUGCAGAGGUAUUGGUAAAGCUGAGGAAUAAACACAUUUUAGUCACGCAAUACUAUUUUGGAGAUGUCGUCUUAAUGAGACUAUGGUGUUCAUUUAAAGUUUAUUUUACUGGAUAGUGUAGUAAUUAUAGAACAUUAAAUGUUUGAAUUGUGACAGUAAUGGUGUCCAUGAAACACAAAUAAAGUAUUAUUUAAUGGUUUCCAUGGAAGUUCUGCUCACAUGUUUUAAUUUAAUUUGAGAACGACACAUAAUUCGUAAAUAAGCAAACAUUUAUACCCUGUAGGCCUACGGCCGCCAAUCACUGUUAGUAAUAAAA
Molecule: messenger RNA, 1307 nt
Organism: Asterias rubens (European starfish)
Lineage: Eukaryota; Metazoa; Echinodermata; Asteroidea; Forcipulatida; Asteriidae
Product: tetraspanin-1-like
Exons: 9
Coding region: 124-942 (272 amino acids)
Cellular component (GO): membrane
Source: RefSeq, a predicted model, not a curated record